UAACAGUUAUUGCACUGGGGCUGCUGGAAUUGAGGCUGCUGAGGCAGCAGCGGACUUAAUGAAGUCUAAUAUUGCUCGUAAAGCAACUUCUGAAGAUACACCAGCCCCAGCUGAAGAGAAAAAGCUAGCUACUUGGGGAAGUGAAGUACCUGAUGAUCUCAUCCUCGACCAGAAGAAACUUAAUGAAGCUCUCAAGAAGGAGGAUGAAAGAAGGAAGGAGGAGAGGGAUGAAAGAAAGCGUAAAUACAAUGUGAGAUGGAAUGAUGAGGUAACUGCGGAGGACAUGGAGGCAUAUAGGAUGAAGAAGGUACGUCAUGAUGAUCCCAUGAAGGAUUUUCUUAACUAACUUGCCUACUUGUAUUGUAAAUGUUUAGUUUUAGUUCCAAUGAUCAUCAAGGGAACCUCUCAUCUGAGCUUUCAAAACAUAAAGUUGUGAUUGUGAAGAUUUGAGGUUGUCCAACGUAUAAUGG
Molecule: messenger RNA, 470 nt
Organism: Cucurbita pepo subsp. pepo (vegetable marrow)
Lineage: Eukaryota; Viridiplantae; Streptophyta; Magnoliopsida; Cucurbitales; Cucurbitaceae
Source: RefSeq, a predicted model, not a curated record